CUUUACACUUGCUGGAAAUGAACAUUGUUACGUUGAGUUGCAUAUCGAUAAUGGGCCAGGGCACGAAACUAACAAACUGGUUAUCACAUCCGAGACGUUCUGAAGUUGACCGCUCCUUGUAAUUUUGCAACUUACACACAUUUAUAUUGUGGAGGUAGGUAUCUAUAAGCUACUUAAUUUUCUGGACCUUUCUCCUCGACGUACCGUGUCAUCCUCCAUUCUUACAAGACUGGCCUCGCGGAACGGCCGAAGGCCGCUUGAUUGGCAACAUGCAGAGCCUUAAGCCUCCUGAUGAUGACACCGAUCUCGUAAUUGACACCGACGGAAUUAAACCCUUUGGAGGGGAUAAGCCUGUUGUGAGCAGCCACUACCGGGGCGUGUGCUGGAACCGUAAGAACCGACGCUGGCAGGCUGCUAUCAACUCAAAUGGAAAGCAUUUAUAUCUGGGCUCGUUCCAAAAGGAGGAAGAGGCUGCUCGGGCCUUUGACUGGGCUGCUAUCAAGUUGAGGGGCAACCGAGCCAGAACGAACUUUCCGUACGAAUACUAUGUUGACGAGCGUGGCAACAUCCUGGACGAAAGGGCCAUGUCCAAAAUUGAGAGCAUCCUGACGUCCAAAUCCGAACACGGCAACGAGGAUCCGGCUGAGGCUCCUGCGGGCGGUCUAGCGCUAGCGUCAACCCACAUCAACCCCUGCAAUGACGGCGGAGCCAAGCCGCCGCACUCUCAUCCCCAGACACACCCGGGGUGCGGUGCUGAGGGGACCAUUGCUGCGGACUGGCAGCGUCAUGCAGCCCGCGGCGGCGGCGGUGGUGCGCAGCAGCCGCAAUCGUACGGCAUGGGUCCUCCCGUCAGCAUGGGUCCGCCUGCCGCUACGGCCCCAGGUGCACCCGCCACAUUCCGCUCUGUUGAUCAGCAGCAGCAGCAGCCCCGGUAUGUGACCACGCCAGCUAACGUGGCUCAGGUGCCCGGCAUGCCUCCGCCUCCGCAGCACAUGCACUCGAUGGCGCCGCCGCCGCUAGCGCUGUACGGCGGCAUGGGACAUGCACCAGCGGCUCCGCACCCGCCUCCGCAAAACGGCGGCUGCGGCGGCAGCAUAACCACAGGUGCCAGCGGUUACGACACCCCCGCUAAACAGCUGCAUGCGGACCGUCAACAGGCGUGUGCUGCACGGAGCAGUGCAGGCAACAGCGCCGCGCCUGGUGCAGGUCUCCUCCGCACCUCCUCACUACCAGGGCUCUCCGUGCCCGACUCCGUACAUCGUGCAAUCCUGGAUGAGCUGCCCGGCGGCUGCUCGCUGCUGGCAGUUGUGCCCAACCGCUCCAACCGGGGGGAGCUCGUGGGCGCGCUGUAUCAUGACAGCAGCCAACCGGGGCUGGUAGGCUCCUGCGUCUGGACGGGCAGCAGCGUCAUACGCAUGGGGCUGUACGACACGGAACGAGACGCGCGCCAGGCGGCGAUCAAGUGCAUGCAGCUGUACUUGGCGUUCUGCUCGGGCGACUGGCAGGUGGACUUUUACAACGCGCUGUCUGACAUGAGCGGCGGAGCGGGUACGGCAGUAGAGGGUGCGGCAGCUGCUGUUGGUACCGCUGGCAUGGCGGCGGCGUCCGGGGUGCACGGUGGUGAGGUGGUGGUGGAUAGCGUCACACAGGGCACGGGGGUGCUACGGCCGCCGCCUCGGUCGCAGGUGCCGGUGCACUACGCCGGUGCAGGUGCCGGGCGCUAUGACGCAGGGAGACACGGCGGUGUCGGCGUUGGCAUGCCUGCCUGUGGCGGUGGAGGCAUGGUGGGCGGUCCUGCAAUGGCAGGAGGUGCAUCUGUGAUGAUGGGGCAGCAACACCAGCCGCCGCCGCCGCCGCACCUUCAUCAGCAGCAGCACCUACAGUCGCCGCCGCCGCAACCACAACAGCAUCAACAGCUGGUGCUGCCGCACCACCCCCAUCACCCCCAACCUCACUACCAGCACCGGCAGCACCCGGCAUCAGCCAUGACUAUUCAGCAGCAGCAGGCACAAGGACCGGCGAGCCUCACUAGUCACGGCAUGAGUGCUCACGGCGCCAACGGCGGCGUCAUGUACGGUGGUGCCGACAACAGCGGCUGCAACGGCCUCGGCGUUUACCAGCAGGCGCCGCCGCCUUCGGCACAGCAGCAGCCACCACCAGCCUGCAUGGCCGUUUCCCCCAGCAACGCAACAGGCAGCGGCGGCGCUCUUGAAUGCACGGCAGCUGCGGCGCCGUUGCGAACCAUGAGCUCGGGCCGGGGCGGUUUCGGAGAUCUGUUCUCGUACGUGACCGGGUUCGACCCCCACCACAGUCAAAGAGCUGACGGAAUAGCAGCCGUGGGGACCUACGCUGGAGGGCCGUCUCAGGGCGUAAUGGCGGAUGGCACGGGGCCGGGGCUCGGCAAACGUGCAGCGCUUGUUGACUACAACACCCUUGCAUUCCAACAGCAGCAGCAGCUACAGCAGCAGCAGUCACAACAGCUGCAGCAGCCGCAGCGGCAAGCUUACCAGCAGGCAAUGGUGCAGCAUUCGGACGCGAAACGGACACGGGCGGAUGCGGGACCGAACAACGGCAUGAGUGCUGGCGAUGCUCCCUUAGUAUGCAUGUAGGAUCGGGGCUGCCCGUCAGCUCUUCAGCCAUCGAGACGUUGUGAUUACAUAGGCUCUUAAGCUUUAUAAUUGGUAGGGUACGGAUUUGGGUCUAGGAGAAUAGUGGCAAAGGCGAGUACCACCUGAUGUUUCUCCUCUUAUGGUUUCUGAAAGAGUGCUCAUGCGUGCGUCUUUCCUAUCUUCCUGUUUUGCCUUAGAGAGGGCCUCUGCUGUGUGUACUUAUGUGGUCGUGAAGACCGGGUGACGGUACCCCAAUGGGGCCCAUCAGGAAGAGAGCUCGAAUGCACCUGUUUUGUUGGCGAGGCUGAGGAAAGCCAAGUCUCCCCCGAUGUACAUAGGUCCCCUACCCAUGAAAGCUCAAUACGUACUUACCGGUUGCGGUGGUUGGCUACAAGGCUUAAUGGCUGGCAUUCAUGCAUGUCCUUAAGUGCACGCGAGGGCGUGCGAAACCAUUGCAGUGAACAAUUACUCUGACGUUCUUGUUUGUACAAUGCAACAAGAACGGUUGUCCCCUCUGUUGUCUUUUUGGUUCGGAAGGCUUGGAAGGAAGGCUGCUUAAAAGGAGGUUGUUGGCGGGGUGCUCCUUGUAGUCUCGUCGUAGCUCUUUGGCCGGUUGUGCCGGGCGGGAAACCCUUCAUGCAGCUCGCAGGAUGCCUAAUGGGCUGAAGGCCGAGACUGUGACCGCAGGUGAACUGUGGGCGUUGGGGUUGGGUUCUUGCCGCUUCGACUUUCGGCCGCCAUGCCUCCGUUGCAAGGUAAGCGCCUGGAGGUGCUACGUCGGGUUACUGAGUGGAGCAAAGCGUUGAACGACAUGGAAUGACACAGCAUUGAAAAUCCUUGACUGAUGGAUUCUGGAUUUAUGGUAAAGGAAGCAGAGCGUGUCGUAUGCGCUCCGAUUGUGCCUAUCGGCUGUGGUGUAGGCCUGGUGCGGAGCAGCCCUCUCAUGAUGUACCGGUAUUGUGUCGCUGUUCGGCUAGGGCCGAGUGGAUGUCCUUUGGUUAGGAGCGUAAGCGAAUGGCAACGGAUGGGAGCAUGACAUUACUUCAUUCAUGUUCGAAUCCCUUAGGAUUAGGAUUAGGUAGUCGCAGUGAUCAGAUGUUGGGGUAGCUCCCAACUAGGGUUGUUAACGAAGCUGCCCGUAACAAACACUUCAUUUCACCGCCCACUCGUGUGUUGGGGGUUCUUCUCUAUAGCUUUAACGGCUUUCCUCCCUUUCUACAGAGGCAGAUGUAGGUAGCAGCCGGGACGUGAUCCUUGGUCUUAUUUUGUAUCUUCCCCCGGAUUACGAGGGCCCUUAUAAUUGUACCUUUAUUGCCAUUGGUGCCGCAUACACAUCUACCACCGGUACGUUUGAUCCACCUCCCCACACGCAUACAGAGUGAGCAUAUGGGCACGGGCCUGCCUGUGUGCCCCGAGCAAUCCCUUCCUCAUGUAAUAAACCUCCAUCAUG
Molecule: messenger RNA, 4059 nt
Organism: Astrephomene gubernaculifera
Lineage: Eukaryota; Viridiplantae; Chlorophyta; Chlorophyceae; Chlamydomonadales; Astrephomenaceae
Source: the annotation of a GenBank genome assembly